This is a messenger RNA of Larimichthys crocea (large yellow croaker), 1013 nucleotides long. Its product is annotated as inverted formin-2-like. NCBI's taxonomy places the organism in Eukaryota, Metazoa, Chordata, Actinopteri, Sciaenidae. The transcript has 7 exons. The annotation marks the transcript as partial. The record is from RefSeq and is a predicted model, not a curated record.
UGGAGGUCAGUUUGGAGUUAGUUAGUUAAUUAGUUUGUCUCUAGAGAAUGAGUGUAAGUCAAGUCAUUGUCUUAUCUGAUGAAUCUUGGUGUCUGAUUGACAUAUUUCUUGCGCUUGUUGUUUCUGUAUAUGUUGAGCAGAACGGAGAAAAUCUACCCACAUUGUUGUCUUGGUUGUGACAUCACACCUUUGUGACUACUUAAGUUGGAUGACGCCGACACAAGCCAUCUAUGGCAUGUGUGGCAGGACGAGCUGCACAGCCGUUUCUCAUGCUGGAUACAAAAUUAAAGGAUCAAACUCAAAAGUGAUAAUAACGGCUUGUACACUGGACCAUAAUGCCUCUCAAGCCUCAGUGGAAAAGCCUGAAGAAGUCCAGCUCAUAUGACUUCCAACUGUAUGAAGUCCCAGACACGUUACUGGGUGCUGUCACCGAUGAAACCCAGCAAGAAGUUAAAGCCAAACCUGUGCCUCGACCCUGGUCUAAAAUAAAACUAAAGGCCAAGUGCGACACCAGCAACAACACCACUGUUGACUCUGUGGACAGAACCAGCGAUACAACCAAUGCAGAUAGCUCACAACAACCUGCAGACCACAAGAAGCCUCAGCCUGUUCCUCCUCUUCCCAGACCACCACUGAGCAAAUAUGUGAACUUGAGUAAACCCCCAGGAGAAGGCCAUCAAUGCGUGAAUUCAAAUCCCAAUACAGCUUUGAAUCCUCCAGCAACGAGUACUGAAACAAUAGAAUGUCCUUCACCUCCACCGCGGCCUGCAUUCCCUCCUCCUCCUCCCUCCAACUGUAUCUAUAAACCACUGUCUACAGUGAGGCCAGAACCUGAGAUUUUCAAUGAUGGGAGUUGGCAAUCCAGAUCUUCGUCAACAGCUUUCUCGGUUGAGGAAGUAGGUCUCUACUGGACUCCUGAUCAUUCAACGGACUCAUACUACCAGACAGACCUGCAGUUGUCCAGCGUGGCAGCCACCCUUCCACUUUCAGUAAGUGAAACCUCGCCUCCACAG